AACCGAAUAUCCUGUUUAAAACGAAUUGUACCUCGUAAUUAAACCGUCUGAUAUUAGCUCAUGAGGGAAGGCUGGGCUGUUUUUCAAUAGUAGCUGUGUCAGUGAAAGCAGCAUCUGUUUGCUCCAAGCAUUACGUGGCCUCUGUCAUUAAUUGCCACAAACGAUUUGGUAUAUUGGAUUAGAUUGGAAGACAGAGACACCCUUUAAAAAAAAUGCAAAACCUGACAAAGAUGACCUUCGAGGCAGGGAGUAGAGUGAAGCUGCUGUUUGACUUCUGGGAUGUGCAGGGACCCGCAGGGAUGGUGCUGUCUGUGUUCGUGGUCCUCCUGUUGACAGUGUUCUACGAGCUGCUGAAGGUGUGGAAGGACCAGCUGGGAAAGCCCUUAAAGCAGCCCACUCAGCCAGCCUUCCCACUGCCCUUCCCCCCUCCCCUCCACUCCUCAGACUGCCAGGGAAGCAGCACUGUGUUUGCCAGUAGCCUGUCAGAGUCUUCUCUGGCCCCCAUGGAACAGGCUGCUCCCACUCCCUCCCCCAUGAACAGAUGGCGUCUUCAUGGUAUCCAGACAGCCAUACACAUCCUGCAGGUGACUCUGGGCUACAUACUGAUGCUGUGUGUCAUGUCCUACAACACCUGGAUCUUCCUGGGGGUCAUCUUGGGCUCUGUCCUGGGAUACUUCAUAUGGUUCCCUCUACUGGGUCAAAUCUAAUCAAACAGCGGAAUCGAAAGAGUCCUUUUCCUGGACUACAGAUCUACAGGGACUAGAUAUCCCAUACCUGUUGGUCAAAGAUUUGAUCUGAAGAGCAUAUCGUACAAACUCCCAUGGUGUUUGUCAUUCGGACUCUGUUGUGCACUGAUGCGCAAUAGAUCUCCCUGUGACUGUGUCACUUAUCAAGUUACCUGAAGUGGAAGGUUGUCACAGUAUUUCUUCCCUACUUAUACAUGAUCUUAAGUAAAAAGCAAGAUGGAGACUUCCAUAUAGUGACAGAUGUACACAGAGUACAGCAUGGUAGAUGAGUGAUCAAGCACACCCAUGGUACCUUUUUAUCACAAAGUUUCAUCAAGUUUUACAUUUUGUGUUCAAGCAAGGCAACUGUUACCCUGUACUAUGUACUACACAUCCACAGUCAUCAUUUUGACCAGGGCCCGUGAGUAGCUACAGGGCUUGAGGUCAAUGUUGUCAACCUGUGGUUACUUGACUUAAGGCAGGGCUGCCCAACCCUCUUCCUGGAGAUCUACUGUCCUGUAUGUUUUCUGUCCAACCCUAAUUUAGGAUA
Messenger RNA from Salvelinus sp. IW2-2015, 1275 nucleotides. Its product is annotated as protein SLC31A2. NCBI's taxonomy places the organism in Eukaryota, Metazoa, Chordata, Actinopteri, Salmoniformes, Salmonidae. The record is from RefSeq and is a predicted model, not a curated record. Gene Ontology annotation, biological process: copper ion transmembrane transport. Gene Ontology annotation, molecular function: copper ion transmembrane transporter activity. Gene Ontology annotation, cellular component: plasma membrane.